Balaenoptera acutorostrata (minke whale) is the source of this 1108-nucleotide messenger RNA. It is a transcript of the gene CCND1, whose product is annotated as cyclin D1. The record is from RefSeq and is a predicted model, not a curated record. Lineage: Eukaryota; Metazoa; Chordata; Mammalia; Artiodactyla; Balaenopteridae. Gene Ontology annotation, biological process: regulation of cyclin-dependent protein serine/threonine kinase activity; mitotic cell cycle phase transition; positive regulation of G1/S transition of mitotic cell cycle. The transcript has 5 exons. Gene Ontology annotation, cellular component: cyclin-dependent protein kinase holoenzyme complex; cytoplasm; nucleus. The coding region runs from base 99 to 986 and encodes 295 amino acids. Gene Ontology annotation, molecular function: cyclin-dependent protein serine/threonine kinase regulator activity.
GUCCGCGCGCUCCGGCGAGGGGCAGCAGGAGCUAGAGCCGAGCGCGGACCCAGCCCCGGACCCACCGCCGCCCCAGGCCGCCUAGCAGAGCCCCAGCCAUGGCACACCAGCUCCUGUGCUGCGAGAUGGAGACCAUCCGCCGGGCGUACCCCGAUGCCAACCUCCUUAACGACCGGGUGCUGCGGGCCAUGCUCAAGGCGGAGGAGACCUGCGCGCCCUCGGUGUCCUACUUCAAGUGUGUGCAGAAGGAGAUCCUGCCGUCCAUGCGGAAGAUCGUAGCCACCUGGAUGCUGGAGGUCUGCGAGGAGCAGAAGUGCGAGGAGGAGGUCUUCCCGCUGGCCAUGAACUACCUGGACCGCUUCCUGUCGCUGGAGCCCGUGAAAAAGAGCCGCCUGCAGCUGCUGGGGGCCACCUGCAUGUUCGUCGCCUCGAAGAUGAAGGAGACCAUCCCCCUGACGGCCGAGAAGCUGUGCAUCUACACUGACAACUCCAUCCGGCCCGAAGAGCUGCUGCAAAUGGAGCUGGUCUUGGUGAACAAACUCAAGUGGAACUUGGCUGCCACGACCCCGCACGACUUCAUUGAACACUUCCUCUCCAAAAUGCCGGUGGUCGAGGAGAACAAACAGAUCAUCCGCAAACACGCGCAGACCUUCGUUGCCCUCUGUGCCACAGAUGUGAAGUUCAUUUCCAACCCGCCCUCCAUGGUGGCUGCCGGGAGCGUGGUGGCCGCAGUGCAAGGCCUGCACCUGGGAAGCGCCAACAGCUUCCUGUCCUAUCACCGCCUGACGCGGUUCCUCUCCAAGGUGAUCCGGUGUGACCCGGACUGCCUCCGCGCCUGCCAGGAGCAGAUCGAAGCCCUCCUGGAGUCCAGCCUGCGCCAGGCCCAGCAGCAGAACUUGGACCCCAAGGCCGCGGAGGAGGAGGAGGAGGAGGAGGAGGUGGACCUGGCCUGCACGCCCACCGACGUGCGUGACGUGGACAUUUGAGGGCGCCGCGGCGGGGGAGGGGCCGGCCCGGGCUCCGUGGACAGAGCCGCCCAGGCCCGGCCGCCGUCAGAAGGCAGCCCGCUCCUCAGUGUCUUGGUGUUUUCCUUUGCCCUUUCUCCCUU